This is a messenger RNA of Penicillium cinerascens, 1821 nucleotides long. Its product is annotated as MFS transporter. Gene Ontology annotation, biological process: transmembrane transport. The record is from RefSeq and is a predicted model, not a curated record. Gene Ontology annotation, molecular function: transmembrane transporter activity. Bases 1 to 1821 code for a protein of 606 amino acids. The transcript is spliced from 2 exons. Lineage: Eukaryota; Fungi; Ascomycota; Eurotiomycetes; Eurotiales; Aspergillaceae.
AUGGCGGCCGACGACAAGAAGCAUGGUUCUGAAAAGAUCGAGCACUCUGCCCCCACCAAGAUUCCAUACUUCCGUCUGGUCUUUGACCAGGGCGUCGUAACUCAGGAAAUCAUCGACUACCCAUACCCCGGCUCCGGCACAGAAGACGACCCCUACGCCGUGACAUGGAUUCCUGACGACCCGCGCAACCCCAUGAACUUCAGCGAAAUGAAGAAGUGGUCCUUUACGAUGCUUGUCGCUAUUGCGACACUGGCUGUGGCGCUGGUCUCCUCAGCCUAUACUGGAGGUGUUGAAGAGAUUGAACGCCAAUUCGGCAUUGGAAACGAAGUGGCCACGCUCGGCGUGUCGCUUUUUGUCUUGGGUUUUGCUAUCGGUCCGUUGCUUUGGGCUCCUUUGAGUGAGCUGUUCGGUCGUCAGGUUCUCUUCGCCACUACCUACGCCGCCCUCACUGCAUUCAAUGCUGGCACCGCAGGUGCUCAGAAUGCCUGGACCCUGAUCAUCCUCCGUUUCUUCGCCGGCGCCUUUGGCUCUUCGCCCCUCACCAACGCCGGUGGUGUUAUCGCUGAUAUGUUCCCUGCCAAGCAGCGUGGUGUCGCCAUGAGCCUGUUUGCUGCAGCGCCAUUUUUAGGCCCGGUGAUUGGUCCCAUCAUUGGUGGUUUUCUGGGUAUGAACGCCGGCUGGAGAUGGGUUAUGGGCUUCCUGGCCGCUUUUUCCGGAGCGGUUUGGAUCAUGGGCUUUCUGCUGAUCCCGGAGACUUAUGCGCCUGUACUUCUCCGUCGCCGCGCUGAGAAGCUCUCCAAGCUUUCGGGCAAGGUCUACCGCAGCAAAGUUGAAAUUGACCAGGGCAAGAUUUCUCUCAAGGAUUCGUUCAAAACCGCCUUGUCUCGCCCCUGGAUUCUUCUGUUCCGCGAACCCAUUGUCUUCCUGCUGUCUCUGUAUAUGGCUAUCGUUUACGGUACCUUGUACAUGAUGUUUGCCGCUUUCCCGAUUGUUUAUCAGGAACAACGUGGCUGGAGCCAGGGUAUCGGCGGCUUGGCUUUCUUGGGUAUCAUGGUUGGCAUGUUGCUUGCUGUGAUCUACACUCUCUGGGACAACAAGCGGUAUAUCAAGACCCAGGACAAGCAUGACGGUUUCGCACCCCCCGAGGCCCGUCUGCCACCUACCUUGAUUGCUUCUAUCGCAAUUCCAGUCGGUUUGUUUUGGUUUGCUUGGACCAACUACCCCUCCAUCAACUUCAUGGCAAGUAUCGCGGCCGGUGUACCCUUUGGAUUCGGAAUGGUGCUAGUCUUCCUCGGCAUCAUGAACUAUCUCAUCGAUGCCUACACCAUCUUUGCCGCCUCUGUCCUGGCCGCUAAUUCAGUCAUGCGUUCUUGCUUCGGUGCCGCCUUCCCACUGUUCACCUCCUACAUGUACCAGAACCUGGGUAUCCACUGGGCCUCCUCGAUCCCCGCGUUCUUGGCCCUCGUCUGCGUGCCCUUCCCCUUCCUAUUUUACAAGUACGGUGCCGCAAUCCGUUCCCGCUGCAAGUUCGCCGCCCAGUCAGAGGAGUUCAUUCGGAACAUCCAGGAGCAGGUCAAGGCCACUCCCGAAGAGGAAGAGGAAGUCAAGUUCGACCGCACCGAAGCCCCUGCUCCAGAUGGGUCGGUAUCCAGUGAGUCCGACUCCAUUGUUGACGAACCAUCGACGACUGCGCGCACCCGCAGCCGUGCUCAUUCGACAACGUCGGCUCGCACCUCGAUGAGCACAACGCACCGCACACCCAACUACGAAGGCAACCCGUACGACGUUGAUAGAGUCAACACCCACGAGUCCUUCAAAUAA